UGUCGUAAAUUUGCCUCUCGUGUGCGAGGAUUCGAACGUGAAGUGCUGAUGUGGAAACAUUGUACAUAUUGCUUGCGGAUUAAUCCAAAAUGAUCUAGAUUCCAGUAAAAACCGCACAGGUUUAGCUCUAAGAAUUAAAUUCAAUUGUUUUGAAAGAGACCAGUCGGGCAGUAUCGAUUGAAUAUGUGCCCUGCACAAAUGAACGAGAAAUUGACCAUUGGCUAAUUGGAUUUCUCGCAUUGUUUUUAUGGAUUUGCCUGUUGAAUAUCCCCUCCUCUUCUGCCUUGGUUUUGUGGGUUUUCGGGCCAGAUAAUUAUUUGACUUCUCAUAACCUCUUUCGCCCAUAUUCAGUUCAAUCUGGAAAGAAACGCAGCCGAGCGAUAUACCGUCGUAUAUAUAUACGGAGACGUCUCUUACUACGGCGUGAUAUACCAGCGAAAAGUUUUUGGGCUACAUAGCUGUAUAUCCUAAUUUGGCUAGUGGAUUGUCGUUUUGGCCUCUUAAUGGUCGGUCUUUAGAUAAAAAUGCCACCCAGAUGAUUUUGUACUGUAGAAACUGAUCUGCAUAGCUGAUUGUUAUACGUUUUGGUGGGAAGCCAUUUCUUAAUUAGAAAAUACGAAAUCCACUAUGGCAGCAUUCAUUGAUUCCGUUACGAAUCGAAAGUUGAUUUACUUUGGACUGUUUAUUUUACUUAUCCAAAUCGGAUUCUUCGUUAUUGGCGGAAUUAUAGCGCCGUCACCGUCAAACGUUUCGCCGAUGCUCAGCGUAAAAUGCUUGGAUGACCAGAAGGGACCGAGAGACCGUUGGUUUUAUCCACGCGGCAAAGAUCGGUCCAAAACAUGCCAGCAGAUCCACGAUUUCGGAGAAGAAACUGUUCAGAAAAUGAAACUGAAUGCGUCGAAUAUAGUUUUUGCCGUUCAGUUUCCUAUCCCUCGCGAUGGCCAAGAACUGACCAUGUCCCGUUGGUUUCAAGGUUUGCUCGGCGUUCUGCAUCCGGAAAUCGUUUAUCAAGGCGACGAUAAGACAAGCUUCAAACUGGAUAUCGAAAUCCACGCACGUAUUGGUUACCGCAACAAGGAAGAUCCGGAAGAUGCUUGGAAGGAAAUUGAUCGGUCGGUGGAAACACGACAGCUUGAAUGCAGCAUCGAAGAACGUCACAAGGAUUAUUUGUACAACUGUACUCCCGUUGCCCUUUUUGAACUGGGAAGUUCCUAUCACGACUUUUAUCUGUUAAAUCUUCGCCUGCCCGUGCAUAACUCCAAUGGGACGUUAUCGGGGAAAAAUACAGGGCUGGGACAACUGCAAGAUUUAUGGGUGGUGGAAAUCCAUCAAAACGGCGGUUUCACGCGAGUUUGGUUUUCGGUGAAGACCGUCCUGUUUCCGUUCGUCUUUGUAGCUGUUUGCUGGUUUUGGACGAAAAUACGAAACUUACCCAAGGCUCCGCGGUUACUGGAGAAAAUGCUGUUUACCUUGGGACUGGCUAUGUUGUUACUGGAUCUGCCUUUGGAGUUUCUGUCAUUGCUAUUCGACAUACCGGCAAUUCUCUUGAUUUCCGACAUCCGGCAGGGCAUCUUUUAUUCCAUCUUGCUGGCGUUCUGGAUAAUUUUUGCCGGAGAAUAUCAAAUGGACGACGUGUUGAGAGACAGCAUUUUUUUCUACUGGAAACACUUGGGCGCCGUUGGUUUUGGAUGCAUCUGCUUGUUUGUAUUUGAUAUGUGUGAGAGAGGAGUGCAGCUGACGAAUGCCUUCUACUCAAUAUGGGCUACUCCCACUGGAACGAAUCUUGCCAUGGCGUUUAUCAUAGUGGCCGGCAUUUGUGCUUGCAUCUACUUUGUUUAUUUGACGGUCAUGAUCAGUUUUGCGCUGAGGAAUAUGUGGGACAAACGCAAGAAACUGCUUCAACUCGACGAGAAACGGAGAAAACAUUAUCAGAUGAUGAUAUUCCGCUUCCAGUUCCUGUUGCUUAUUUCGCUGCUGUGUGCCGCAUUAACUGUGAUAUCGUUCAUUAUUGGGCAGGUAAGCGAAAGCAGUUGGAAAUGGGGCGAUGAGGAAAGAGCUGGUCUGGAAUAUACCAGCGCGUUUUUUGUGGGCAUAUUUGCCAUGUGGAAUUUGUACGUAAUUACGUUGUUGAUCCUGUACUCGCCAGUGUCCACUCAUGAAGCACUGGAGAAUCCGACAGAGAAUUCCGAAGUCAUAGCACUGAACGCUGUUUCUGGAACAUCAAACGACUCAAUAUUGAUGACGGAUUUUGCUACUUCCGCAACCAGUUUCUUGCGUAAAGUAGCGGAAGAUUAGGAACCAACGUUGACGCUGAUUAUCAGUUUCUCUUCGUGGAAAAUCGGGCGGUAUACUGUACUGCUAACGGUUUCAUAGUAUGAAACUAGCAUAUGUAUGAAAUUCAUACAGUCUUACUUGCCGCAUGUAUUUAAGCCAUGUAAUGUUUAAGUUCACCUCAAAUUUCUGCUAGCUUCUUAUUUCUAACUUUGAAGGCCUUUUAAGAAACCGGAAUGAUUUGCAGCUCAUACUGUUGUGCUUUCUUAAAAAUAAUCUCAUUGUUUUGUUAAAACUGUUGUUAAACUUAUCGUCAACUGUUGCGUUUUGACCGUUUCGAAUGAUAAAAGCUGUUGACCGUAGGUACUUUAUAUUGCUAUACGCUUGUGACGGCUUGUCUAUAAAUGUGUAAGUGUUCAGUACUUAACUCCGGACAACAUCCGAAUAAUUUUUAUCUUGACUGGCUGGAUUACAUAACACUGUUGGAUAAAUACUGUACAGAUCUGUUAAUAAAACUCAUUAUACGUUGUGUAAAUCCAUCACAUGUGAUG
Molecule: messenger RNA, 2822 nt
Organism: Paramacrobiotus metropolitanus
Lineage: Eukaryota; Metazoa; Tardigrada; Eutardigrada; Parachela; Macrobiotidae
Product: protein wntless homolog
Biological process (GO): Wnt signaling pathway; Wnt protein secretion; intracellular protein transport
Cellular component (GO): organelle membrane; endomembrane system
Molecular function (GO): Wnt-protein binding
Source: RefSeq, a predicted model, not a curated record